UCAAUUCCUGUCAAAGCCGUUUCCUGUUUCAAAACUUUCCGCCUGUUCACCAUAAAAGCAACCUGUCUUCAGACUUAUCUUGACAGAUGUGAUUUGCCCAGACGUAGGGUUACUGUGGUUUCUGCUGCUGUUAAAUUUAUUUGCCUGCACAUCAGAAUUCCUCACAGAAGCAAAAAAAUGUCUAACAACACGGAGCAAAAUGGAAUCGCCGUGUAUCCAAACACAGCGUAUGCUCUUGUGUUUGGAUCGGUAAUGGCGCUGGGUCUUCCUCUCAAUGCUGUAUCAUUGUGGAUAUUUUUACGCUUCCACAGCCUCAAAUCCACGAAUGCUGUCUUCAUGGUCAACCUGGUGAUCUCAGACCUGCUGCUCGUCAUCUCCUUGCCCAUGAGGAUCUACUUUUAUGCCACAGGCACCUGGCCACUGAAUAGUAUGUGGUGCAUUUGGAUUACAAUGCUCUUUCGCAACAACAUCCGCUCCAGCUCCAUCUUCAUCACCUUUAUCUGCGUUGACCGGCUGCUCGCUGUGGUUUAUCCUCUAACGUCACGUCAUCUUCGAACCCCUUCCAACGCCUGGAAAGCUGCUGCGCUCGUUUGGCUGUUUGUGGUGGUGGUGAACAUCCCAGAGAGCGUGAGAUUUUCAAGAUGCUUCAAUGAAAACAAGUGCAAUAAAUCUGUCUGUUUUGAAUUGAAACCAUAUAAUGAUCAAAUGCCUGCAUUAGAUUAUUUUCAGCCUGUGUUAGUAUUCAUCAUGUUGGCAGUCAAUGUAGUGUGCACCACUAUGGUGUCUUGGACUCUACACGGACAUCUCAAGGACUCUGCAAAGGUCAACAACAAGGUGAAUGUCUUGCUGAUUUUUGUCAUGAACUUGGUGAUGUUCACUGUAUUUUUCUUGCCUGUGUCAUUGACUGUUUUCUUUAGGACAUCGGAUAGAUUAGUAGUCACACCACUGAAAUGUCUUGCUAGUGUAAACUGCUGUCUGGAUCCUCUGUUGUAUUACUUUUCAUAUGAUGGUUUCUGGAAGAGAAAAGAGGAAGUAAAUACUGAGAGACAGGAACAUGUGGCAGUAAAUACUACUGAAGAACUAUAGAAUAUGCAUUAUUUGUGUGCUGUACAUAUAAUAUGAAGGUCGUUAGGAAAAUAAAAUAAUAUGCUAUGUUAUCUUAAAUAAAUCUCGCUUUUGCACUGGAUACAGAUGUGGGCAGUGGUAGGGAGUGAUGUGGGCAAUAUAGCUCAGUACAUUUAUUCAAGUACUGUACAACUUGAAAUGUUUUACUACAUUUGUCUCACAGAGCAGUUUCACCCUUCUUGUUCGGUGACAGGAAGGGUGAAACUGUGAAAACAUCCUAUUCUCUUUUAUAUUGGCUGAUUUUUUAUGUUUCAAAAAACUGAAGGAUUCUCCUUAAAUAAACUAUUUAACAACU
Messenger RNA from Larimichthys crocea (large yellow croaker), 1420 nucleotides. RefSeq names its product lysophosphatidic acid receptor 6. Gene Ontology annotation, cellular component: plasma membrane. The record is from RefSeq and is a predicted model, not a curated record. The coding region runs from base 178 to 1086 and encodes 302 amino acids. The transcript has a single exon. Gene Ontology annotation, biological process: positive regulation of Rho protein signal transduction; phospholipase C-activating G protein-coupled receptor signaling pathway. NCBI's taxonomy places the organism in Eukaryota, Metazoa, Chordata, Actinopteri, Sciaenidae. Gene Ontology annotation, molecular function: lysophosphatidic acid receptor activity.